AGGGCGGAAGUGGAAGGAGGGCGGGGGGAGGCGGCGCGGAGGCAGGCCCAGAAGCCCAGAGAGAAGCGCGGCUUCUCCGCCUCCCCCCCCGGAAGGCAUCCGCGCCCAUCCGCGCCCGGCUAGGCCUCUCCCCCUCGGCCUCCGGGUCAAAGGGGAAGCCGAGGGCCCGCUGCAACCGACGGCGCCUCCAUUGGCAGCCCAACAUGGCAGGAGCCGGUGGCGGCGGGAAUGACAUUCAGUGGUGUUUUUCUCAGGUGAAAGGGGCUGUGGAUGAUGAUGUAGCAGAAGCAGAUAUAAUAUCUACAGUAGAAUUUAAUCAUUCUGGAGAAUUGCUAGCUACAGGAGACAAAGGUGGUCGAGUUGUCAUCUUUCAACAAGAGCAGGAGAACAAAAUACAGUCUCACAGCAGAGGAGAAUAUAAUGUUUACAGUACCUUUCAAAGCCAUGAACCAGAGUUUGACUACUUGAAAAGUUUAGAAAUCGAAGAAAAGAUCAACAAAAUUAAGUGGUUGCCCCAGAAAAAUGCUGCUCAGUUUUUAUUGUCUACAAAUGACAAAACAAUAAAACUUUGGAAAAUUAGUGAAAGAGAUAAAAGGCCGGAAGGCUAUAACUUGAAGGAAGAAGAUGGCCGGUAUAGGGACCCCACGACAGUCACAACAUUACGGGUACCAGUAUUCAGGCCCAUGGAUCUCAUGGUGGAAGCCAGUCCACGAAGGAUAUUUGCCAAUGCCCACACAUAUCAUAUCAACUCUAUUUCCAUCAAUAGUGAUUACGAAACGUACCUGUCUGCAGAUGACUUGCGGAUUAACUUGUGGCACCUAGAAAUUACAGACAGAAGUUUUAAUAUUGUAGAUAUUAAGCCUGCAAACAUGGAAGAACUGACAGAGGUGAUAACGGCAGCAGAAUUCCAUCCAAACAGCUGCAACACAUUUGUCUACAGCAGUAGUAAGGGAACAAUCCGUCUCUGUGACAUGAGAGCGUCAGCCCUCUGUGAUAGGCAUUCAAAAUUGUUCGAAGAACCAGAGGAUCCCAGUAACCGGUCGUUUUUCUCUGAAAUCAUCUCCUCCAUUUCUGAUGUGAAAUUCAGCCAUAGUGGCCGAUACAUGAUGACUAGAGAUUACCUGUCUGUGAAAAUUUGGGAUUUAAAUAUGGAAAACAGACCUGUGGAGACAUACCAGGUGCACGAAUACCUCAGAAGUAAACUUUGUUCACUCUAUGAAAAUGACUGCAUUUUUGACAAAUUUGAAUGCUGCUGGAAUGGAUCAGACAGUGUCAUCAUGACAGGCUCCUACAACAACUUCUUCAGAAUGUUUGAUAGGAACACAAAACGGGAUAUUACUUUAGAAGCCUCCCGUGAAAACAAUAAACCACGCACCGUUUUGAAACCCCGCAAAGUCUGCGCGAGCGGCAAAAGAAAGAAGGACGAGAUCAGCGUCGACAGCUUAGACUUCAACAAAAAGAUCCUCCACACUGCCUGGCACCCGAAGGAGAACAUCAUUGCUGUAGCCACUACAAACAACUUGUAUAUAUUUCAAGACAAAGUGAAUUAGGGCUAGUAUUUCUAGCAGAGGAGUCCACUUCCUGCAUAGUUCAGAUAGAUUGAACCUAGCAUUUGUACUUGUAAACAAUAGAAGGGAGAAAACUGAGAGCAGGAGAGCAACAGGGAGAGAGAGCACAAGAGAGAUGGAGAUGUCUUUGGUGGCACACUUUGCCCAGUGUUUAAAAAUGUGCCAUAUUGACAACCUAUUCUUCUAGAUAGCUGUAUGGGCAAUGGCUCUGCUGAGGAGUGCUCCAUGUCUGCUAGCCAUUUAGGUGAGUUUAGGGCACCUUUUUUUUAACGUAAUGACUACUUGCACCAUCUUGCCUAAUGGACUAGAGAUUGGACUGUUGAUCGACAUUUGAUUCCACCGGGUUUUUUUAAUGCCUUCCAUUGUGACAAUGACGUCUACCACCGGGGGGAAGAAAGCCUUCAAGUCAUGCUGUGGGAGUUAACUGUGUAACCUCAUUACUGUAUUAUUUGUGGCCCUUGUUAUUAUGAAAUAACAGCUCAUUCCUGCUGUGGCUUGUAGCAUUCCUCCCGUGCCUCCUGGACUCCUUUCCCCCUUUUUGAAAGAUCCCCUUGCUCCCCAGCCCUGUGGUGGUGGUGUAUUGAGAGAAAGAGACGAAAAGCACACAAAAUGGGUCAGUGUUCAAAGGGGUCUGUGUUGCAAAGAACAAAAAAAAUGUUUUAAUGAAUUGUUGACUGUAAUCACUCCUUGCCAUGUCUGGCAGUAAAAAUGGGGCGGGGUGGGUGCUACAAGGGGGAAAAAUCUACUGAAUAAAAGUGUCAAAGAAUAGUGCAUUUGUUUUUUUAUUUUUUUCCCUUUUUAAUCUACCUCUUUUAAGAAUUUCUUCAUUUGUUAAAACUUGUAAUUGCAUGGUGAUUUUCAAUGUUUUCGUAUUCGGUUUUAUCCAGUAUUCUUUUACACGAGGAAAGGGAAAAGGAGGCUAUUAAAAAUAGUAGUAAUAAUAAUAAUAAUAAUAAUAAUAAUAAUAGAUUUUCAAUGUUUUCGUAUUCGGUUUUAUCCAGUAUUCUUUUACACGAGGAAAGGGAAAAGGAGGCUUUAAAAAAUAGUAAUAAUAAUAAUAAUAAUAAUCCUUUACGAAAAUGUUCAAAUGUCAAUUUAGUAUUUAUCGAUAGUUUCCAACUAAAAAGCUUCCGGGUUCUGCUAUAAUAAUAAACGACGAUUCUUUGAUAUUGUAUCAAGAAACCUUCCCUACUCCUGCCUUUUUCUCUUGCUAACAGAUUUCCAUCUCAAUACGGGCAGGAUGAAUUUUGUAGAACACAACUACGGUUUUAUGGGACUCACCUUUUACCUAUGUAAACUCCUUUGUCCUAAUUUUGAAUGCCUUGUUAGAAUUCAGGCUCACAACUGUGUUUUUCUUUUUUUUUUAAUAAAAAAGUCAUUAAAAUUCAUUUUUUAAAAACAAACAGGAUGUCUUGUUGAAGGCUUUCAUGGCCGGAAUCACGGGGUUGUUGUAGGUUUUUCCGGGCUAUAUGGCCAUGUUCUGGAGGCAAUUUUUCUCCUGACGUUUUGCCUCACUACCUCUGAGGAUGCUUGCCAUAGAUGCAGGCAAAACGUCAGGAGAAAAAUUGCCUCCAGAACAUGGCCAUAUAGCCCGGAAAAACCUACAACAACCCAAACAGGAUGUCUUAUAAAACUUAAUAUAAAGUGAUUGAAAAAUGACACUGCAUUCUUGAGUUACCCCUAUAUUUUGUGUAUUUUUGUUGCUAUCCGUUACUUAAAUGGAAA
Molecule: messenger RNA, 3293 nt
Organism: Anolis sagrei ordinatus
Lineage: Eukaryota; Metazoa; Chordata; Lepidosauria; Squamata; Anolidae
Source: RefSeq, a predicted model, not a curated record